AUGACUGACGCUUCUGCUAAGAAAUGCGUUCCGAAUUACUGCAAAUUGUUACGGAAGACCGAUUUGGAACCAUGUUUCUGGGUUAAUGAAUAUGUUCAUACUGGUUAUCGACCACCACAUUUAUCCGCAAUGCAAUAUGUGAAAUGGAUAUUUCAGUGGAAUAAUGAAACAGUUAACAUAUGGACUCAUCUGAUUGGUUUCUUCUAUUUCACUUGGCGUCAGUAUGUAAUUAAUAUUUAUUUAUUACCUUCAGCAAAUGCUAAUGCAAACGAUUAUGUCAUUGCUACAAUAUUCUUGCUUGGUUUACAGAUAUGUAUGCUUUUAUCAUCAUUUUAUCAUAUCUUUGGUUCAACAAGUGCUGAACGAAAACGUAUGUUGUUACGAUUUGAUAUUUUUGGGAUAUCAGCCGGAUUACUUAGCAUUUAUUUGAUGGGUAUUUAUACUGCAUUCCUAUGUUUUGAGGAAUGGCAAAAGUAUUAUUUUGCUUUUUUAUUUGGAAUAUCACUGAUAACAGUAUAUUUACCAUUGAACAAUAAUAUUAAUGAAACGGUUCGAUUUGGUCCCCAAUUCAGUUGCACUCAUUUAACUUAUUUAAUUAUUGCCACAUUAAGUUUUGGACCAGCAUUUCACUGGAUUGCCCUACAUGGUGGCAUUGGCAGUGAGCAUGUUAUGAAAUGGUUACCAAAACUUCUUGUUUUAUAUGCAACAUCUGGAUGUGCAUUUUUAUUCUAUAUUUCGAUGAUUCCAGAAAGGCUGAAACCGGGUAUCUUUGAUUUAGUGGGAUGUAGUCACCAGUGGUGGCAUAUACUGGUCCUUGCGGCAAUGUGGUAUUGGCAAAAUGAAACUCUUGAUUAUUUGGCAUCUCAUCGCUUACAAACAAAUCAUUGCUUAAUUUAUAAUCGAUUAUCAAAUAUUACUCUUGCAUAUCAACUUAUGCAUAACAUGAUCGAUUGA
This is a messenger RNA of Loa loa (African eye worm), 954 nucleotides long. RefSeq lists its product as hypothetical. The transcript is spliced from 6 exons. The record is from RefSeq and is a predicted model, not a curated record. NCBI's taxonomy places the organism in Eukaryota, Metazoa, Nematoda, Chromadorea, Rhabditida, Onchocercidae. Gene Ontology annotation, cellular component: membrane. Gene Ontology annotation, molecular function: signaling receptor activity. Bases 1 to 954 code for a protein of 317 amino acids.